This is a messenger RNA of Schistosoma haematobium, 27403 nucleotides long. RefSeq lists its product as uncharacterized. The transcript is spliced from 5 exons. NCBI's taxonomy places the organism in Eukaryota, Metazoa, Platyhelminthes, Trematoda, Strigeidida, Schistosomatidae. The record is from RefSeq and is a predicted model, not a curated record. Bases 74 to 751 code for a protein of 225 amino acids.
GGCGUGACCUUGCACUUAAGUUUAUGGCGGCUUGACCCGCCAUUGGUACUGGUUAACAAAUAAAUUUAGAGAGAUGGAGUUUGAUGUAUUUGAAAAGUUAAGUGAACUGGAGACUGAAAUCCACAUUUUGAAGAAGGAACUCGAAGAAAAAGAUGCAUUCAUUCAAAACCUGAUGGACAAAAAUACGGACUUAGAACGCCGUCUACUAUCUCUCGAUCAAAACAGUGUGACCAGUGAAAAUAAUUUAUCACGUGUAAAAGAGAUUGUUCCCAACGGUUCGAAUACUACUGAUUCUAAAACAUAUGGUGCAUCAAUAGCUAAUAUGCUUAAAGAAACAUCGGAAGCUGUUGUACGUAAUACAGGCUACACAUUCGACGAACGAACUGGUUUGUAUUAUGAUAAUAAAAGUGGCUACUAUUAUGAUCCGGAAAAUCAGUUAUUUUACGAACCCAAAACCGGGACAUACUAUAAGUACAAUUCAGAAACUGGUGAAUAUACAAAUUAUACUGCAUCAGAAGACGAUGCUAUGAAUAGCAAAUUCAAGGAAUUCUCUCACCCGGUGUAUGCACACUUACUAAAGGUCAGUUUAUAUCGAGUCAUCGGAUCAUCAGUGGAAAUACAGUUGUACAGAAAACAAUCAAAUCCACUCGAAAGAAACAAACAUUUGACAUUUUAUCUCGAUUUUCUUACUUACGUACUCUUUUAUUUUCAUUACUUUUCACUUUCGGGAUGUAAUUGUUGGGGGUGUUGAAUGAAGAAAAUGCAACAGCGCCACAAAGCAGAAAAAGAAAACGAUCAUGGUUACCUAUCAAAGACUGUAUCUAGACAAAGUCGGUCAACAAGCAGUGAUAUUGGUCAUCGUAGAAGACGGAGAAGUCGUAGUCACUCUGGUUCGCAAUACUGUCGUUCAUACUACAAACAUAGAUGUGAAAGUCCAUCAUUUCAUAGACAUACAAGGCGCAGACAAAAAUCUUACAGAUACUCCCAUCGUUCUGGAAGUUCUCGUAGUGAUGAAAGCCGCUAUAAACGUAGUAAACAUCGGAGAAGAAAACACUCCCAUCGACGCAGGCAUCGAUCAUCUUCUACUACUGGUUCUGUGUGUUCGUACAAAAGUCGAAGUGAGUUCUUCUGAACUUACCGCCCAUAUUGUGAAUUUAUCUUUCAUUUUUUGUGUAUUAACAUUUCUAUCCCACUUUUUCAUCUUUUAAAUUAGUCAGUGCGUGAACAAGUUUCCGCUUAAAGUACGUUACUUUAUUCAAGAAUGCAUUUAUUCAUCGUUUUAUUUCUGUACAUGAGUUUUAUCAAAAUGAUGAAGAGGUGCUUUUUCGCUAUUUCUGUGUGAUGCUUGAUUAAAAAGUGAGAUAUCUGUAAAUCCUAUCUAAAAUGCUUAUUAUUAUUACUAUUACUAUUGUUAUUAUUAUUAUUAUUAUUAUUAUUAUUAUUAUUAUCAGGUUAAGAAUAAUAAUAUGUUGAAUUUUCAUUCAGCAAAUCAGUUUUGUUGGUAUUAGGUCAUCGAUUUAUUUGUAUUUUUCCAUAGAUUGUAAUUAGUACAAUAUUUACUACUUUUCGGUGAAAUAUGUAUAUACUUGUCAAUUAGCAAAGCUUGAUGUGUCUUGUCCUAUUUACAAGAUUAGUAUUUAUGAUACAAAAUACUUUUUCUUUUGUUUAUGAUGGAAAAUAGCGGGUAGCAGUUUCUGGUCUCGAUGGCCAUGUUUCAUUAAUAACAAAACUUUUUAUGGGUGUACGUGAUCAACAUAACUGAUAUUCGUAGUUGAAGUUAGUCCUAACGAUAUUAUUAGCGAUCUAAAUAGUCUGUAGGUGAUAUUCCGUUAUUAUUGUCUUAUGAAACAACACUUGCGGUUACGCAGACUAAUUUCGAGCAGAAACUAUAAUCUGUUAUUCUAGAAAUUUUCACACGUUUAAACACUUACAUUAACGCUAUGGUUUUUACAUAGCUGCUAAUCUACUAGUUUCAUCUCAUAACCAUCUUUCCCUCGUUACUAAAUUGGUCCUUUUAUUUCGACUUGUUCAUUUUUGACAAAUGUUUUGUAAUGUUUUAAAGCUGUACUGUGUUAAAUCACUUCAACAAUAUGAGUAAUAUUUUAGUUACCAGCCGCUUAAUACUUGACAAUUGUGUUGUAGACUAUAUCUCUUCUAUACUUGGUAGCACACAAAUCUUUAUAAACUUUUCAAAUGCUUCUUUAAUCGCACCAAGAUUUACAAGUGUAUUAGAUAAUUUAGAACAAAUUAUUUUGUUCUUAUCAUUUAUUGCUUUUUUUGCAACUAAUGACAUGACAGGAAGUACGCUUAUAUCCCUUAAACGCCGUUUAGUCGAAUUAAAAAUAUUUUCAGAUACAAUUUGUUUUUUGAACGUAACUAGCCUUUGUUUUAGCUUUAAAAGUUCUUUAGAGUUAACAUUUGAAAGCAAACAGUCGUCAAACGGAGAGCUCUACGGAUUUUACAAGAAUCAUCAAGAAAAACCGUAAAAUCUAACUGGAUGAAAAUCAAAGUGAAUGUUGUACAUUAAAUAAAUUUCUGGUUAAAUAUUUUGUCUUGUAAAUUUUCAUUUUUAGCUGCCAGCCUUAUUCAAUAAAUUGAUUUGUGCUGUUCUUUCAAUGACUGGCUAUAACGUUUUAAAUUUGGGAAAUCAUCUGUUGCAGUGUAUUUGUGUUUCAAAGAUACAAUUAUCAAUUGCUCAGUGGAUACUAUCGAAGUUUUUAAAGUAGGAUAAAUGAUUCGACCAAUUACAGAUGUUCAACAAUUUUUUUAUUCAUAUUUCAUUGACUAAUUCGUUAUAGAAUUUUAUUCGAUCUAGUAACUAAUUUUGACAGUUAAGAUAAUCUGACUAGAUCCUCAGCCACCACACUUCGAAUUUGUUCUGUUUAGGGUGAAUGGGUCUAUAAAACUUUUAAACCAUCGAAACGAAAGCUUAGUUUAUAUGUAAUUGUAAAUUCUAACAAACAUCAUUUAUCCUUGUAGCGGUGUAUAUCAGUAUGAUUAGGUUGUGAUAGCGAAUUUCGAAAUCCCUAUUUUUUUAGUAUCAAGUAAGUUAAUGUACGAAAUACGAAUCGUUAAGUAGUUUCUCCUAUUUCUGAACGCAGUCAGAUUUUACAUGUGAUGUACGUUGCCGAAGACUAGUAUGUAAUAUCUAAACCGUCGUACUACGACUCAUGUAAAAAUGUGGAUUCGACUGCUCCCACGGUUUACCGCUCACUGCUUUAUGAUAGGUUUUUAUUCCAAAUUAGCUUCAUCGCAUAAAUUUGAUUUUCUUUCAAUAAGUAAAGUUCAUUUUAGUUUUAAAGAAGUAGGCACUGUGUACAUCUUAGUACAUGGCACUGAAUAUGUACCCGUUGCACACAACUAGUAGCUCAUGGAUGGAGUGAUAUUUACUUUGUACCAGAUAGUUUAGAUAAAAAAAUAGUGUUUUGUUUAUUAAAUUUCAUUUUCCUCUAAACUGUUUACAUUUAUUUGGUACCACGCGAGUAAAACUUCAAUCUUGUUGUGUCUUUUCUUUCAUGACCUUAGUACGUGUAUGUAAAUGAGAGAAUUGAUGUGGUAGAAUCAUAAUUGAGUCUUCCUGAUCCGUUUAUCAUGUUGGGUGCUUAAUAUCGAAUCUGUCAACAAUUUUCGAUCUUUGAAGUAAGCGUAUUGUUUUAAAGUAUCCCCUAGUAGUUAUAAGGGUCGACGGAAGUAAGUAAAACAUAAGGAUUGGUAUAUUAUCCACUUAUUAUUUAUGGGAUUGAUAUGUUUUGGGCCAAUUAUGUUCGAAGGGUAAACAGGAUAGCAGUUCUUCACCAUGGAUAAUAUUGGUUCAAGUAAGUCAAUCAGUCAUAGUGAACCUGGCACGAAUGUGUACAUGUUAAUUCAAAGUAAGUCCCGAAAUUGCAGUCCUAUAUUUCACAACGUCGUUAGCUAAGUUGUUGGGUAGAUGGUCUGUAGGCUGAUUUUCUUAAAUAAUCAGGCAAUAGGCAAUAAUUUGUCAGACAGGUUUUGGUCAUGGGUGUGAUUACCGUCCGAUCUAUACUCCUUAGUUGUGGCAGAAAGGUGAUUUAGCUAACCCUUUCCCAUACUUAUAAUACAAGAAGUUACUUAGUUUUUUAUUUCUUUUUGUAAAGUUACUCCUCUCCGAUAAUCUUUCCUUAUUGGCAACUUUUGCAAACGCAUGUGGAGGUUUUCCUUUGUUCGUAUUCCCUCUGUCUCGAUGUACAUCAAACUUGACAUUUUGUCGCUGUGUUAGUCCUCACGUUUAGGUAAUUGUUUUCAGCGAGUUCCAGCUAUUUCUCGACCACACUUGCGAAAGGCUCUAUUCGGUUGAUGGAAUAAUACUUUUAGACAUCUGCUUUUAUCUCUUAUUCUCAUCGUGUUAAAAAUACCUAACUUGGUUUUGUGCGAUGUGUUCGUCAGUGUAAUACAUUGGUCGAUGUAAAAUCCUUGAGUUGGUUCCUAUUGUUUUAUUUCGGUCUUGUCUGCGGUACAUAAUUUCAUCAUUCACUUUUUAUGUUAGUCAUAAAAAUAAUUCGGUCUAUAGAGUAGAUUUUUCCCUAGGCCGUCAAUAGUAAUCAUUUUCCGGAGUGUAGGGAUGAUUCAGAAGGUACAACUCCCUUAAUUUAUUGUUAAUUGUCCAACCAAACCUCUGCCUAGGAGUCGGCUGAUUCACAUGUAUUUAUCAGAAAGGCAGUUAAAUCAUAAUAAUAGUACCUGGGUUCAAUACUUCGUUAUUUGGGUUUUUUAGUAAAUAACACGUUCGUCCCUAAAAGUUCAUGUUUGUUUGUAGCCCUGUCAUUACAAAAACAAAUCACGACUUGAAUGGAUAUGAAAAAUUUUCCAUCAUGAAAGUAAAUUAUCGUAAAGUUUGUCUUCGUAUUAUUAUUAUUACUUACGUGGCUUUUUAAGUCUUACACAACUGGUGACUUUUUUGAAUCCUAUAAUUAAAUUUGGGGUAUUAGAAAUUGUCGUACUCGAGCGGUUCGAAGGACAACAAUACUUUCGAAAGAUACCAUUCGGAAUAUAACGAUUCUAUUGUAAAAUAGAAAAUUUUGAGUUGCGCGUUGCAAUAAAUGUCAUGUUUCCCCUAUCACAUUCACUCGUUAACCCAUGAUCUUGUAAAUACUGAACAUAACACAAAUAUAUCUUUGACUGGAACGUAGAUGAUUCAACAUCGAGAUUAAAAUAACUUACUGGGAAAAGUUUUGUUCUAGGAUGACUUUUGUCAAAAUAAGGUGCUGUACGACUUGCGUUAAAUUCAUAACUGUUUGAAAUUGCUUUAUCAGAUGUAUGUAAAAUUUCUCAAUUCUCGAAUCGUAUACAGAGUAACAGGAUAACUUGUAUCUAUCUCAAGGUGACUCUAAAGCAUAAUUACGCGUAGUAAAUGUAAUAACACUAUGUUUGAGGUCCCUUGCAAAUUUCAGAAGCUACUAUCUAAUUAGUAAAGUUCACAAACACACAAAAAUACUUCAUCUUAAGUUAGUGAAAUAAUUACGAAAAGUGAUGAACAAGAAAUCCAAAAGUAAUGAAGAGGACGGUGUCAAUGAAUAACAUUAGAAAACUGUUUAGACUCUUCAAAAAGACAUGAAGGUACGCUAAAAAGUCUGGGUAAUGAUCCAUUCGAAAACAAAUCGGUCAGGUAUUAGGUAAAACACUGAAUAGCAAUUUAGUAGGCCUCAGGUUCCCAAUAUUUCAUCGACAAAUUAGAUACGAAAUCGAUAUAAGGCUUCUAGAAAUCUUCAAAGUUGAAAAAGCCAUAGCUAACCAGUAGCGAUAUUGGCUGUGAUAUUUUCUCGAAUUGUUAGUAAAUUCAUCUGUUAUGCCCGGAUCGUGGGUCAUCCGAAGAUUUGCUUGAAACAAAAUCUCCCAUAACUGUAAGAUAAUUCUCCUGGGUUAGUCUAGAUGUCCCGUAGUUUGAUUACAGGGAGUAGAGUGCUCAAGCACUCUGGUCACUUAACUUAUUUUGGCAGUCUUAUCAAACCUAGUGGUUUGAUAUCUAAUGAGAUCUCAGGACGAAUACACAAAACUCACCUAAUUUGUACUGUUGCAAUACACCUGUAACGUAGGGGGGAUGUUCGCCUGCCAGUGAAUGGGAGAGUACACUGCACAGCGGUCAGCUCUGUAUUGUUCUUUGACUAAAUUUAUAACCUAUGAGAGUAAAUAACUCUCGUGUUGUAAGUACUUAGUCAUAAAUGUUUUGUAAAGUUUUAUUAUGUCGUGGAACGAUCGAGUGAGUGAUGUUGACGUUGGAUACCAGGCAAAUAUGGCAAGCUGGCUGACGGUGUGUGUUUGUUUAUGCUCAACUGGCCACCUAAGCUGGCGGUGUUCACUAGAAAAAAGAUUUGUCGUAGAAAACCAGACUGGUCAAACCAAUUCAUGCUUCAGUCGCUGGAGUCAUUUGUUAACGUGGGCCGUGUUGGUUGGUGCAAACUACAUGGUUGGCAACGGGUGGCACUACUCAAGAUUAGUUACUUUGGUGCAGAUUUAAUAAGUUUUGAGUUUUAGUGUCACUUCGUACUUUUUAUUUAUUGGCUUCAUCCCUUUUCUCACCAUGUUCUCUAAUAUCUAGUUUUCUUCAAUAUCUUAGAUAUUACUAUUGUCAACCAUUUAGUUACUCAUUUUACUAAUUAUACUUCGUCACUCUGAUAUGGCUUUGGAAUUUAGACAUGUAUAGAUUUGAUAAGCUCUACUUUGUUUACAACUGACUAUGUCGACAAAGGAACUUUCCAAACCUUAGUGAAGUACAUCCAUGAUCAUUGUCUUUAUAUAGCCUACCAUUGAAACUUGGCAAAAUUAAACAAGUCUAAUCAGUCUCACCAACUGAUGCACGAACAUUCAUUCUAGUUGACCCUGAACAUAAGUUAGAGCUGAAGUAACUUCAAGUUAAAUUGGUCCACACGAUUAUUACCGGAAACGUGAAUUUCAAAUUGAAGCAAUCGGUAAGAGAUCGACAUCAGUUAGUUACUAGUUUUGAUCCGGACACUUUAAAUAGACUUGAAAGUAAUUGAGUCGCUUGUCGAAACCAUCUCAGAGUAAGCUACCAAAUCAUAUACCAGUGGUCUGUAUCUGCACCGCAGUUGUCCGCAAUCAAGAAUAAAAGUCAUUUUGUCCCCAGAUGUCUGUAAAAUAACCUGGAAUUAGUCUAUAAAAUAAUUUCAAAGCAAACGAGCAUAAAAGGAAGUAGCUCUCAUAGACUGCUCUUGAUUGCUGAAUGUCUCAAUUUAUUAGAACGGUUUAUCAUGUGAUAAUCCCGUAGUUCCUAAGACUAGAGCUUGUAAACGAAAACUCUCAUAAACAGCUAAUGUUCAGCGCUAUUAUAUUGAACAGAACUUCAUCCUACAGUUCUUGAGAUCCUGGUCUACUUGAAAACACCUGUAGACAGCAACUCGUAAGUUUUAAGUAUGUAGUUCGGGAUGUAUUACAAUCCUAAACUCCAAUAUUAGGGCUGGACAUUCGUAUUUGUAUUACAAGUAACACUUCAAACUCUUGCCAGACAUUUUGGGAUAUUGCCAUCUAAGAUAAUGAAGUGAGAAUAUUUUUUCGGUGUUUUCGCUCACUUUUUCUUGGGGUGGGACUUUGUGGCCUAUAUCUGUUCUAUUUUAAUUUUUAUCUUGCCUAAAAAUCAAAAUUAGAUGACAUUUAUUGUUCUGAUGACGAGAACUUUGAAAAUGUUCAGAAGUUUCCAAAUGCAUUGAACAAAAUCUGGAAAUGUUUAGCACACUCUUCACAACUCACAUAUAUAAAGUAGUACUACAACCCUUGACUACUCCAAUUCUUGAGAAAAGAAAGUGAAUCGGUGAGAUGGAAACCAUCCAUGUAUUAAGGGAGCUGUAUUUGUCUUUUUAAGUAGACUGUUAACAAAAACUUCGACUCAGGUAAAUACUGAUAAGCGGCUUUUAACGCUUUUCAAACUCCAUCGUCUAGAAAUUUCUUAAGUUUGCUAAAUAAAUGCAAUCAGGAUUGCUUAUCUUAGUGUUCUAAGAGCAUUACAUCGGAACUCAGGCAGUAUCUGCUUCAAGUCAGUUUUGCUGUCUUUAAAAAUGUAGUGUUCACUUGCUGUUUAACGCGUUCAACUUUGGGUUACUAGGUCUCAGUUUCGAACUCCACUCCACCUGGUUCGAUUUGGCCAGCAGAGUUACUUCAUUAGCCUUCUAACUUGUGCCUCCUACUUAAAUACUUGGUGAAUAAGUUAAUCACUUUGUUUUAUGAGAAUGCGACAUUUUUCGUAUUGAUACCUAUACAUUUAGACCUUAUUUAUUGUUUCUUAACAAAGCCUUUCAAAGGCAGUCAGUCAUUCGCGACUGAGAACCUAGCUCAUGCACAUCGGUCCAAGUUGUCACACUCCAUUAUCACAGUGAUAUGAAAUUGUCAGGGCAAAUCACAGAGUGUUAAUGGUAAUGGAAAAAACUAAAUAUUUAAUUUACGAUUUUAGAAAAUGUGAAUCAGUAGAAUAAAAUGUUUUUUAAGGUAAUGUAAAAAUUUAGAAUCUAAGAAAAACAAAAAGUACACCUGCGCUAUUGGGAACUAUUUUAAUCCAUAUCACGCACAAUCUAACCAUGGGUAAUAGUAUUUAUGCUGACCCCAUUCAUGUAAUGGUUUGCCUACUCCUGGCUUUCUUCAAGCCAUCAUUGCGCAUUUAGGUAGCCGGUUGAUGGGAGUACUUAAUACAUAUCCUAACCAUGUCAGCUGAUAGAGAUUUACUACCUCAUCAAUCGACUUGCCAUCCUCACCUGGUACCCUGCAUCAAACCGCAAUUUUCCCCAUAAUGAAUAUUGUUUUUACUAAUAACAUAACUAAAGGCUGUAUAUGUAAACAUCCACUUAAUAAAUAAAUGACAAUUGUGUUGAAUUUAAUGGUGUGUAGAUCUAAAUACUCAACUCCUAACCAUUAGGUCACUACUCCAAAAUUCAAGCUGAAUUUUACUCAAACGUUAUGACGAAAACCGGUAUUUUCGAAAAAUUAGUUAAAGGUAAAGUAAAUUGUUAUAACCUUUGUCAUUAUUUCUACAUAAAUUGGAUUUUCAUGAAUUAUAUCAAGCAAGUAGACAUUUUAUAUGACCGUUUCACAGCUGUAAUUGGAUAGCACUCAUUUUCCACCUUGAAAAUUAAUUAUUUGCUUGCUUUUGAUCUGUUUAAGUUUAGUGGCAUCGUUUGAAAUCAUGAGAAGCCUGUAAUCUUAGUGUUUUAAAUCAAUAAGAUCUAAUCUUAGCAGUAUCUAUGCUUUUCAUAAAAGUACUAUAAAUUGCUUCCUGCAUAAAUGAACACAAAUCUGGCAUUUAUCCUAUUGCUUACAUUAAUUCCAGACAGAAAUUGUGAACAACGAGCACUAGUUAUCAGAAAAUGUGAAUACAAACACAUUUUUGUUUGUUUGUUAGUUCUCAAUCUUCUUGAAUAAUUGGAUUAAAGUAUGUGAAAUUCUUGUCCAACUUUUAUAUUACUUAAUAUUAUAUUCAAUAUCUUAUCUUUGAAUAAGCAAGUAAGAUUGAAAUUAUUUCGAAGUAACUGUAUUAUUUACUAUAGCUGGUUGUUUUCAGCUGGAAGUAUUAUUUAAAAUGAAUGGCCAGUUACAUUAAAGUUUAUUUCUUUCUGUUAGUCGAUCUGUUCAUCAACAAAGUGCUACCCUAGUACAUUUAUGUGCAAACCUUGUCAUUGUUUACCUCAAUGUUUAUGUGAAAAUUAGUGAGUGGAGGUCCUUUGUCUUAAGUUAUGUGCGAAAUCAUUGUCUGGUGUCCUGUAUAUAGUGAAUUGCAUAUAAUGAAAUAAGUCUUUUUAUAUUAUUGUGAUUGCAAGAUCUAGUAUAUUUCUGUAGGUCUACUGUAUUUGUAUCUCAAAUAGUUUAGGUUGUUUGUUGAACACCGAAAUAUUUUCAUAGCCUCAACACAUGUUGAUUAACAAUGACAAUCAGAAUAUUUUAGCAUUUUGAAUCCUUGAAUUAAUAAGACGCAAUACACUUUUGGAUACAUAAUCAAGCUCAGCUUCACUUUAUUCUUAGUUAACAAAGCAGUACUUAUUUUGUGUUAACAUUGAGGCUCGUGUUGCUCAGUUGAAUUUAUUUGACUGAGUAGACUGUUAACACUGGACAAUUAGAGUAGGUCAUUGAAAAACAAUUCUCAAGGAAGUAUAUUUAAUACACCAGCAAAAAUAUUAAUUGUGAAGAUGCCGAUUACGGGCUCAUUCUAGGCCCUGUCUUUUCAUGAUUUAAAUACAGUAGUUUCACGUGAAAAAUAUUACUUCUUCCACUGUCAAAUCUAAUCUUUCUUUGAUUUCUUCAACAUAUCCCACCAAUGCCAAAGAUUCUUGUUCACAAAAUACUAUCUCAGGUCUUUUGAAACGGCGCUUCAAAUUCAAUGGUUAAGCCUUUAAUGUCCGAGCCCUAUUUCAAGGCGGAUGAUAGGCGCCUCCGGAUAAUGUUUUAGAAUCCGUAUUUCCGAAACACGGAUACAGUAUCCCAGUGUGGGUAUUCACUUGACUUCAUGUAACCAGCAUGAAGGGCAAACGAGAAACUCUCAUCGUGUACCUGGUGACGCCAAAGCAACUCUUUGUGAUGUUGUCGGUGUAGGUAUAGUGAAAAGAGAAUAGGCAGUUAUUGAAUGAAAUCCUAUCAACAGUCUCUUGUUUGCUGUUCGUUUCAAUGACACAAUAAGAACUCGGAGGGACAGACAUACUGUUGCCUCUUUGUCAUUGCUUCCUAUAUCUCCAUUGAUCGUAGCUCAGAUGGAUUCAAAGUUUUACGUCAAAUUUUAUCAUUUCCUCAAAAAAGCCAGGUACUCAUAUGCAGUGACCGUCUGCUGCAAUUAUGCUCAAGAAAUGGGUUACUCUUAGAAAGUUGAAACCUAGAGCAUGAGGGAAGACAUGUACACUAGGGGAUCCCAUAUGCCCUGGUACGACCGACGGUUUAUUUAUUAUUUAUUUAUUUGAACACAUGAAUAUUGGUACAGAAGAGCGCCAAUAUAUAUGCGCCACACAAAACAAUGAGAAUUCGAAGAGAAAUAUAUUUUAAAAAAAACUAAGGAGCGCAAAAAGAAAAAGAGAACAAUAACGACGAGAUUGGUGUAAGGUAGUGUGGUAGUAACGAGGGAAUGGAAAGGUACAAUCAGAAGAAAUCCUUCAGGUAAGGGAGACACAACCACUUUUUAUGAAGAAAGUAAAAGAAGGUUACAGCAGGAUCGCCACUGGCUUCUAUUCUGAGCCAUAUCUGAUAACGUCUCUAGCCACUGUGUAGCACCAUCUCUCGGACCCCAACCAGGGAGCCGUGAAGGACCAACAGAAGCCAGUCCUUUGCAGCAUUCUUUCAUACCAUGACACCAUGUCGUGCACUGACCACCUCUCCGCUCUUUCCAACCAGUCCCAGAGUCGGCAAAUAAUGCACGACGUGGAAUUCUCUGGGACGACAUUCGUAGAACAUGUCCAAGCCACCGAGGUCGGUGUUUCAAGAUGGUGACACCAAUUGAAUUAUCAUCUCUGUGCCCGAACACACGAUGCCGAACCUCUGCAUUACUGACAUGGUGUUGCCACUGGAUGUCAGCAAUCCUUCGGAGACAGCGAUGAUCGAACACAGAGAGUCGUCUAACGUCCUCAACUCGGAGAGACCAGGUUUCACAAGCAUAGAGCAAAACUGCUCUCACCGACGCGUUGUAGAUCCGACCUUUUACAGCCAGACUAACAUCACGAAGGCGCCAAAGGUGGCCCAGAUUGGCAUAAGCCACUCUGGCUUUCACUAUACGUGCAUUGAUCUCAUCACAAAUGAUGAACGACCGACGGUGGAAAGAGUUAACUCUCUCUGGAAGUGGCCCAACUAUCUCAGUCGAUGAAGAUUCACAACCUCAUCAACUGGUUUACCAUCAUCCACUAAUACCCUACGUCUAACCUCACCAUCACUUACCCGGUGAUUCCAGCAGACGCCAGCAAUAUUUCUAAGGCAUCUGUGGUCAAAUACUAGUAGCUUACAGUCAGUCAGUAACAACGUAGAACUUCGUACGUACGUACAUCAGUUCGAGUUGCCACACCACAUUAGCACAGAGAUGCAGUUGUCGAUUCAAAUCCCGUAGUGGUAGAGGUAGCAAGAGUAUAAGCAGUAAUCGGGAAGAUUAGGGUUUGGAGAUGUUAUUUAAAGAGUAUAAUCCAGUGAAAUAAAUUUGGAAAGAGGAAAAAAGGGACAUGAAGAAUUCAGAAGAUUAGAAUUUGGGAGAACACAGAGAGUGGAUGCACCUGCGCCAUUGCAAACGAUUUUGAGCCAUGUUUCGCUGCCGUAAAUUAAAACAGAACGGACUGCCGCGCAGUAUACUCGUCCUUUUAUUGAUAGACGGAUAUCUCGUCUUCGCCAUAGGUGACGUAAGUUGGCAAAAGCCAAGCGAGCUUUUCGAAUCCGUGCUGAGAUUUCGUCAGACACCAACCCAUUAGGGCUGAUCAGAUUUCCAAGAUAAGUGAAGUUGUCAACGCGUUGGACUACUUCACUCCCUAUUCGUAGUUCAGGUGUUGACGCAGACCAGUCCUGAAGCAACAACUUGCAUUUAGAGGGAGAGAAGUCAGAUGUUACUGAGAAUAUUUUGGAAAAAGACAGAAACAUUAUUUAUUUUCAGUCAAAGAAAUUGGAACGAUCUACAGAUCACUUCAGGGAAAAGUUCAGUUGACCUCCAGUUACCAAUUAUCUUUGUACAACCUGAGUGGGAAAUUGGGGAGAUUGAAUAGGCCAUAUCUAACCUAAAGCGAGGGAAGGCAAUAGGUCUAGGUGGCCUGGUCCCAGAGGUCUUGAGUAACAGUGGUCCUAUAUUAUCCAAUGAACUGACUGAGAUAUUAGCUAGAGUUUAAGAGGCAAACGCAAUUCAAUCUACUUGGUCCUGAUUAUCGAUCGUCCCAGUUUAUCAUGAAGGACACAGUCAGUCAGUCAGUUCGAGUUAACAUACCACAGCACAGAGAUGCAGUUGUCGAUUCAAAUCCCGUAGUGGUAGAGGUAGUAAGAGUAUAAGCAGUAAUCGGGAAGAUCAGGGUUUGGAGAUGUUAUUUAAGGAGUAUAAUCCAGUUAAAUAAAUUUGGGAAGAGAGAAAAGAGACAAGGAGGAAUCAGGAGAUUAAAAUUUGGGAGAGCGCAACGAGUGUAUGCACCUGUGCCAUUACAAACGAUUUUGAGCCAUGUCAUUCAGGGUCUCUAACCAUCGGUUGCUAUCAUCUCGUGGUCCCCAACCAGGUAGUCUACAUCUACCAACAUGGCUCACCACACUUGUCAGUGACUUCAUAGAUUUGUGCUAUGUUUUGGUCUGGCCGCCCGUAGCUUUCUUCCAACCUACUCCUAUACCACUGAACAUCGCACAUCGAGGCAGUCGGUGGUUGGGCAUACGUAACACGUGUCCCAGCCAUCUCAACUGAUGAAGUUUCACCACUUCAUCAAUCGAUUUGCCAUUCUUAUCUAGUACCCGUUUCCUAACAACUGCUUUACUUACUCGAUGGUCCCAGGAUAUACGAGCAAUGUUUCGAAGACACCUAUGAUCAAAUACUAGUAACCUACGAAUAUCCUCUACUCUUACCGGCCAUGUUUCACUGCCAUAAAGUAGGACGGAACGAACUGCUGCACAGUAAACACGUCCUUUGGUUGAUAGACGGAUAUCUCGCCUACGCCAUAAGUGAUGCAAGUUGGCAAGAGCUAGUCGAGCCUUCUGUAUCCGUGCUGAGAUUUCGUCACACACCAGAUCACAAGGGCUGAUGAGACUUCCAAGAUAAGUGAAGCAAUCGAUAUACUCAACUACUUCACUUCCUAUCAUUAGUUCGAGUGUCGAAGCAACCCAAUCCUGAAGUAACAUUUUGCGUUUCGAGGGGGAGAAUCGCAUGCCGAACAUGCUUGCAUUGUUGCUUAGAGUGGUCAGAAGACUGCAUUUUGUCAGCGUCUUCACCAAAUAGAACUAUGUCAUCGCUACUCGGAUCCUGUAUGUGUGUUUCGGAGACGCAGCACACAUCGAUGGCGCGAGAUUCUAAAGUCCUAGCUAAGAAAGCCUGUUGUCCUAUUUGGCACUGUGUUCGUACGCUAAAAGCUCCUACGUGUAGUUUAGAGCGUGGUUUCAGGAGACCAGGAAUAACGUUCCGCGUACUCGAAUCGUUUGCCCUGGCGGCGCGAGAUGAUAAAAGGACGGGAGAAGUAGUAGCCGUGGAGAUAAGCGAGGUAUUAGGAGGUGUAGGAAGGAUUUGAACGUGACCAACUUUGUCUCGUGUGCUGUUACGGGUAUGAGAGCUGGUGUCACUUCCCGGCUGCCCACACCGUGGAAGGGUAUUUCUUGAGGAACUUGAAAAGGAAUUCGGAUUAAUAUCGGCCAUUACGGCCUGGGAGCGUGAUCGCAGAGCCCAAGGCACAACUGCUUGAGGCCGGUCGCGCACGACUUUUUUGUGGAAGGUUUUUGACGUGUUAGCUCCGUUCUUCAAAGGGCCUUACCGCCGGAGACGGAAAUCCGUGAGGUAAGAUGAGGUGUGACAUUUUUAGGAUCGACCUUUUCUAACCCCUUCCUUCCUUGUGAGAAGGUAGCAUCGCUGUAGAUGCUGUUUGUCCGAGGGAAACACCCUAUUUCUGUCACACCCCUCUACAGUCAGCAGUUCGAUUUCGCCCUCAGACAUUGAGUUGCAGCUUUGUCUUACCGUUCCCUAAUCGACCUGCCUGGCAUGGUAGAACCUACAGGAACAUAUGUUCCAGCCAAUAUAGCUCGGUUGGGUCAUCACGAUAAAGAAGCCCGACCAGUGUGUCAAGGUAGCAGUUACGGUCGGGAUGAAGGACACAAAUCCUCUUCUGAUAACUACAAAUGAAUCAGUCUGGCCAAUGUGCUGUCUAAAAUCCUAUUUUCAACAAACAUCUGACUUAGUCAGAGUUCGUAGAGAGCAAACCUUGGAAAACCAGGCGGGUUUCAGACCUGAGCGUGGGUGCACUGAAUAAGUCAGUCAGUCAACAAAAUAGAAUUUCGUACGUACGUACAACUUCUGACUGUAAAACAUAGUCUAUAAAAGAAGACUGAUUUUGGGAUAGGUUAGCUAAAACCAUGGCGUGGCGUCAGUCCACGCAGUCUACCCGAUCAGAGUCUGUACAAUAACAGUGAUCAGUGACUCGAGACUAUGAGAUGGCUCAGUAUCGUCCACAGUAGUGCAAAUUCAUUCACUCUUUAUCUUCCUCUCAAUCCUGAACCCCAGUAUUCAUUCCCACUGUCUUUUCGAACCCUAUUCUCAAUCUUUAAUGAUCUUCAUUGUCAUUCCGAUUAUACUAUUUUGGUCACUUGUAUUAAACAUCUCGUCCUAAAAUUGUAUGGCAGCUUGGGUCAACGUACAUCUGUCCUGGACUCUAUGUUGAUGUUAACUGGUUAAAGAUGCUUGUGAACUUCAAAUUAGGCCUCAACAAUUCUUCUUACAUAUUAAAGAAAUAUCGCUAAAUGUAUAUUAGCUAAAAGAAAACUCUUAAGGCAUAAACAUUAGUCGUACCCAAUCUUAUAUCUUGUUAUCUGUCAAACAUUUAAAAACCGUCUUUUGAAACUACUGUUUAUCGAUCACUACGUUCACUUUUAGCUUGUAUUAUGGAUGCAUCAAUCAAUAGUGGAUUUAUGAACAAAUAAGAAGCAAUGUUGACGUGUGACAGACAUACCAUAUUUCUAAUAAAGUAAAAACGGACCAUGACCUUGAAGUGUUUGUAUCACUAUUCUGUUAUUUGUUAGUAUCUACGUCUAAGUCAACCAUAAUCAUAGUCUACCAUUUGUACGCCUCAACAGAAAAUUUAGUCAGACGAAAUUUCUCCAUUAAUGCCAGUUAAUAAAAUAUAAGUUAAUCUUCAUGUUUAUGUAAAAUUUAAAUCACAAUAUAUUCGUAAACUCUGUCAAGUUUGAAUGUCAAAUUUUACUGCGUUUUAGGUUUCGACUGAAUCUUUCACGAGUUCAAGUCCCGUUUAAUAAAUAAUAACAAUUGAAACCACAUGUAUAAAGUAUCAUCUGUACUACCGAGUAGUUGGAGGCUAAAUGCCAUAGGUUUGUCAUGAUCGGAAUCUCUCAGUUAUCAAGGAUCAACGAUUCGUUAAAUAGAGAUGACAUAUGUAUCAGUAAACAUCUCCAGUAAUAACACUGUGUUAUACUAGCUAUUCUUAGAUAUGAUUGAUCUUCGUUAGACAACCUUUGAUAACAAGGGAGCGUCCAACAGCUGUUUCUUCGCAGUAUGUGUCUCCAGCAGUGCGCAUUAGCAAUUCAAACGGGGGUUGAACCCGAAACUUUCAGGUCUCGUGGCGAGCCCUUAUUCUGUAUGCCAUCACAGAAGCUUCCAUAUUGUACAUUUUUUGCCAACCCUGGGAUGGGUUGGAAAAUACGAAGACGUGGUCUUUAUAUGACACCGCCGUUGUGUCAAAGAAAUCUGUAUGAAACUGGUAUUUGUUGGUCCAUCACGACUUCCUGGUCGGGGUCCUAGAGAUGGUGCAACUGAGUGGCUUGUUACGUUAUCAGACCGUGACUAAGGACAAAAGCCAGUAGCUGUCCUGCCGUAGUUCUCUUUUACGUUCCUCAUAAAAACGGGAGCAACCCCCUUAAAUGAACAAAUUUUUCUCCUGGUUUUAAUUAUUUAAACUGGAUUGUCUCUUCUGUAUGAUUUUUUUCACAUAUUGAUUUUUGGCUGUGAGAGUAAAUUAAACACUUAGAGCGUAAGUAUUUGAUCAUAGAUAUCUUCAUAGGAUUGCUAACAUAUUGUGGAACGAUUGGUUGAGCAAUAUUGAUAUUAGAUGUAGGGUACCAGACCAGCAUAACCAAUUAGCUGAUGCAGGUAUAAGUCUUCAUCGACUUAGGGUGGCUUGGGUAUAUUUUAAAACAUGCUCAAUCAACUACUUCAGCGGACAGUUUUCUCUGUGUAAAAAAUAUGUUAGAAGAAAGCUCAGGCUAGUCCAUCGAACCAAUACAUGGUGUCAGUCGGUAGAGUCACUUAUUGUUGAUGUGAGCCGUGUUGGUGAAGCAGACUAACUGAUUAGGAUCGGUGCGAUAUUCGUAAUCAGUGGUUGGGGACAUUUUUUUUGAUAUUACUCAGUAGUGUUCCAAUUGGUGUAGGUGUAUUCAAUCUUAAUCGUACUAUGGAUCUUUUAUUCCGGUAUUCCUUCAUAUAGUGUUUUUAUCCGAUUUCCUGGAACCUUAUUCCCACAUUUAUUGCUACUCCAAUUAUAUCAACUCUUUUUUUAAUCACUAUGUUUGUUUAAUCUCGUGGUACAUUAUCGCAACUUGAUCUGACAUUCAAUUUUGGCAGCCUCUACGUUAAUUACGACUUACUUAAACGUAUUAAAUUGCUAAAGUGUUGAAAUCAUUCAUUGUUCGCCUCGCGCUUUAUCGUGUUCAUUGUUAAGUUACUUCUUAUACUUACAAUCCAGGGAAAAAUAAGAUUGUUUUGAAGGCUAAAUUUAUUUAUGUACACUAACAAAUUUGUUAAGUAGGCUUUGAGUCGAAUGCUAGAAAUAUACUACAUAGUUGUGAGAGCUAAAUUAGGUAAAACUGGUUUCAUAUAUAUUUAACCUAAAGUUUAAGUCCCUAGUGUCUAAAAAACUGAGCCAUAGCUUCACUAAUUAUUAUCAAUUUGACUUAUGUUGUUCUGGACGCGGUAAAUGUGUUCCUUAGUUUACAGUAGUUCUAAAAUGUUGAGUUGUAGGACAAAACUAAAGUUGUACUUAGUUACUCAAGUAUACUGGGGUAUUUGUGUACAGAUGCUCUCCUGAUUCUUUUCUUCACAAUCGAACUAGUAAAAACAAUAGUUGAAAAUAAACUCAACUUUCUAAUGAUACCUACUUUCUACUCAUACCUGGAUUCUUUAGUAAAUAAAAUUAUUUCACAACCAUCUGUACCAAUAUAAAGCAAUAUGAUAUUUAAGUAUUAUGUUGUAUGUUAUACUUGUUGCUCUACUAUGAUAUGUAAUGCUCACUGAUGUAGGAGUAGAUUAUUAAAAGCUGGUAAUAAGUAGAUCAUUACUUUGCAUGAGUCCAUGAACUCACUAAAUGUUGCACUGAGCCACGUUAGCUGGUGCUGACUUAUAAGAAGGGGGAUGUUCAAUAGUUUUAAUCGAAUGGUUCUAGAAUGUGAGUGACACACAGUAGUGCAGUUGUUUUCCUUAAUUAUUCGUCCUUUAAUUAUUUAAUGUCAUCUGUAACUUUUCAUUCCUUUUGUUCUCCCUAAAUUUUAUUCAUGGUGUUCGUAUUUCAAUUGAAAUCGGAGUUAAAUCUUUUUUCGUCUUGUUUAUUUAGACACCUUUAUAUUGUUGAUUGGAAACCCUCUAAUUGUUACCCGAUGUUAUGUAUAUCUUAGUCGUCUUUUAUGUGUUAAGAAUAUGAAGUGAUAUCAAAUGCUCUAAUCUGUACUAAUUGGGGGUUUCAUUUAGUGAUAAUUCCAGUUUAAUGUUUCCUUAGGUUUAGGUAUCAAGAAGUGGACGUUUUUAUCAAUCCUUUUUAAAGACAAUAAUAACAACAAAUUUAGGUGACUUUUAUUACGUUUAGUUCAAAUUACAUGUUUCUAGAUUUGUUUAGACGGUGGUGAACGUAAUUCGAUCGGGAUUUAAAUAGAUGCUAAUACAUGUGUAUCUUGAGUACGUGAUUCGAUCAUAGGCUGUUUACUUGACCUGGUUUUGCUGUGCGAUAAAACAGCUGAUCAAGGCUUCUUCGUUCUCGAUAUAUUCCCAACUAAUGUUAGUUUGUAAAUGAGGAACUUUGAAACUAUUUAAAUCUCUCCCUAAAAAAUCUGAUUGAACUAACAGAGUUCACAAUAAUACAACAUAUAUAUGAUAACUAUUCACUCCUGUUAUGGCUGGGAAAAUUCAUAAAGAAUGGUAUUGUGUUUAUUUUUAUUUGUUUCGUGUUUGGCAAUUCUAUUUUGUAUAUAGCAAUAGACUUUCUUGCCUUUGUCUUCAAUAUAAGUUCAUCAAAACACCUCAUGUUGUUAAACCCUUCAGGUAUUUAAGGAUAAGCUAAGAAACUUAUCAGACAUAUUGACUAUAGUCUAUUUUACCAUUUUAUUUAUAUGGCUUAUGAAUAAAACAUGGCGGAAUUUAGAGACAGUUUAACCACGUUUCAAAGUCUACUUGAAAUGUUUUCCUAUAAAUACAAACACGAUUAAAAUUAGAGGAUGACUUCUUUAGUUUGUACCUCCUACUAAGUAAAUUAAUUCAACAGUUACGUCAACGCACAAUUGUCUGGGUCAUCUAAAUAAGUUAUAAAUAACCAAUUAACCGGUAGUACACCAGCAGAGGAAUGAAGUUCCGUGAGCAUAUAGGGAGAAUAUCGCAUUGGUUUUAUGUGACUAAGUAAAAUCUCGACGUCAUCGCACUCAACUAAUGAGGGCUCAGAGAGCUCCCAUUUAAUACAAAAACUUGUCAGAACUUACAGUGAAAAGAUAGCUCAAGAUUUUUAACUCACAGCAACAUCAAUUCUAAAUCAAACCGACUAGACGUAUCAGUUCAGUGUUAUUUGUGUUGAUAUAAUUAUAAGUAGUCAGUUGUUAUAUAGGGUAUCAGUUUUAAAUGAACUAAACAUAUCUUUUUCUUAGUGUUUAUGCCAUUGAAGUGAUUGUUAAUAUUAAAUGAUUUAUUCGGAAAUCCUAAACAUGUCCUACUCAUAGUAAAAAUAGCCUAACCCAAUUUUCAAUGCUAAGAACGUAGCAACACCAAAGUUCUGUCCCAUUCCAUGAAAUUUCUGUGCUGUAUCCUGAUAUCUACUCUCAUAGUCUCCUAGCUAGUCGUAAUCAUCGAAGAGACGUUUUCUGACUUGUCUCAAAACUGAUAUUCUAAGUUUUUUUUUCUAUUUUGUCCCCAUAAUGUAAAAUAUGAUGAUAACCAUAACAUCUAAAAUCUGUCUGUUUGCGUUGGUUGACUCAUAAGGUAUUGGGCAAACUAUACAAUUAAUAUCCAUUAAUUUACAUUAUAAAUAAAAGAGAAAAUAUUGUUAUAAAUGUAAGUAUUUUUAAGUGUUAAUUUAAGACUAAGUUUUUAACAAACGAUUUGGCUGAAUUCAUGAUAAUACAAAUGAUUUAUUCAAUCAUUUCAAAAACCUUAUGGUCAAUCUAGUUCUCUGCUGCUCGUUUAUUUUCCAAAGAUGCAUGUGACAUUAGCUUGUAACGUUUCCCCUUCAAUUCAUGCCUGUGCAUAGGAUUUUCAAAGAUGAUCUCAUAAACUUCAUCAUGGUUAUGGAGAUGUUAUGUCAAUCUCACUUUAAAUGUUGUGAAUAAGAUUUAUUCGGGUAGCUUGAUUUGCUUUAAUUCCAUCGCAGUAUUUUGUGCAAUCAUUUAAUCAGCCGAAACUGUCACUGUUGUUCUGUACCAAUUUCUAAUGUUCUUAUCCAAGGUUAGCCAGCACUGUAACAUUAUAGGAUGUGUUGUUUUCUUACAUUCGAUUAGUCAGACAGCUUGACGCUCAUAUGAAUACAGUAAUAAUCAUUUUAAUAUAUCAAAUGAUAGUAAAUAGAGUAGAAUCAUGAUGACUCAUCAAAUUAUUAGCCCUUUAUGGAAUUCCUGAAUUGUAUGAGUUUGAUCUCUAACAUUGGUCAAAAACGAUUGGCUUUGUUCUUCUCUCAUGUGAAUGAAAGAUACAUCAAAACACCAGUCUUAUUUCUUAGUGAGUCUGUUCAUUUUCGUCAUCUAUCCUUGAAUUUAUUAAAUUAUCUUGAGUAUCCAGCGCCACAUUUAGCCCGGUACUUAUUUCGAAAGUUGAAUAAUUAUCCUAGUUUUCUCAAGCUGAUAUAUGGAUUACAAUACACAAUAAGGGUGGGUGCCGAAAAACACAAUUUCAACAGGAUCUAUAGUGUAGACAUUUCCCAUCAAUUAUUAAUAUUAUUAUCUGACAUCCCCUAGUAGUUUUUGUCUGAUGUCGGUUGAAAUAAAUUGACUGUAUUUAGAUAUUUAACACUGAACUAGUCGUACUUUGAUAGACAGGAUUUAAUUAACAUUGACAACUAGAGAAUAUAACACGGGUUACUCGUCUUCGUUAAUUUAACUCCAGUUGUCAUUUUCCUGUCGACUUCUGAACAAUCUUUCUUUGUGUGCUGGGAAAUGUUAAUCACAUGAGCGCUAGCAUUAGAGUUCUAAUGUAAGGCCCCAAACUGACAAUAUUAGUCUUGUCAAAAUAUCACGGCAAUUGAGAAAACCACUUUUCCAAAAACCGGCAAAUUCGGUGAUUAGUACACUUUGCGAGUGCAAUUUGAUGAUGAUUGCACUAUUAAAGAUCCAUAAAUCACCCUAUAGAUUUUAACGCAUCUCAUUUUCCCAAUCCAUACCAUAGUUUGUUUUUCUCAUUGCUCUCCUGUUAGUGCCAUUAUAAAGUGUGACCAGUGGAAUGCGUCGUAUAAUUACAACAGUAAGAUUAUGGUGAAAUGAGUAAGCAAUGUGGCUUAUCUAUGAACAUUGAGACCUAUGGGUCGAAUUGGUUAAUUUCACUUUUACACCCAAUGGUGUUGAUGAAUCCGUCUCUCCUAAAGAUACGACUGAGGCAAAUAAACUUGGUUUCAUGUUUCACCUGUGACCUUGGCAUAAAACAAGUCAACAAAAUAAUCACCGGACCAAAUCUAACCAUUCAAGGAAAACAUACAUGUCUAUCCGUGCUGCAUGACCCUACGAGACGUGCGGAUAGUGUGUUUGUUCAUGUUUGUUUGUACAUUAAGUGGUUUCUUUUUUAAUUAAUAAUUCGACCAAUCGAAUGACAGUUUUAACGCCCACCUAUUAGAUUUUCUUAAACUUCGAUUGGUCACUUGAGUUUAUUUUAUAUGUACUCUAUCAAUCGAUAAACAUAGUGAACAUAAAGGUCAUCGAUUGAGCUUAGAGAUAAGGUUUCUUUCGAAUAACCAUCUUUGUCUGGGCCACAAACAUCUCUAGAUCAAUAAAUAUUUAUUGCAACAGUCAGUAUUAAACAGGUUCAAUUGAAUGAACCAGUCGGUACUGUGCAUGAAUUAAGUUACUUAGGUUCAAAGAGUGAAAAUGUAAAACAAUAGCUUAAAUGGUCACUUAAUGGGAGAUUAGUUAAUAUGAUAGGCUAUGUUAAGAUGUGAUACUAUGUGUGCAUGUUUAAAAUCUAAUUGUAUGGCCUGAAGAAAUAGUCAUUUGAAAUAAUCCUUAUCUCGAAACUUAGUCGAUGACUGUGUUCACUAUGUUUAUCGAUUGGUAGAGCAUACACAAAACAAACUCAAGUGACCCAUCAAAGUUUAGGCAAGACCAUCUGGUGGGUGUCGACAUGUUUAGUUACCUUAGGGAUAUAACUCAUAACACUCGUCUCAGCAGUGGUUUUACAAUGGCACACGUAUGUCAUAAGUGUCUCUCAGGACAAACCAUGUUGUAUCGUGUAUGUUUAAAUGACAUGUGGCUAAGUUAGUCAUAACUACUAGGACGAACGUGCUCAAUUUUCAUUCGAACGACCCUUGUAGAACGAUGAUCUACCAUUAUGCGACAUACCCAAGCCAACGUAUUCAAAUAACGUGUUGAAAGACGGCCAUAAUAAUAGACUGUAUUUAUUUAUUCAAUGAUGAUUUUUAUUUGUCCAGAAAAUGUUUGAACCAGACGGCCCUAUGUCAAACAUCGGAGUCACUCAAUUUUAAUCGCUGCAAUAUCUUACGAAUAUAAUUUCACUUUAUAAUAAAUCAAAUUAAAUUGUAUUUAUUUUAAAAAUUACCUUUUUUAAACUUAUCAGUGAUAAUAAGAUUUUGUGAAAGUAUGUUAAGUUACCGGUUUCCAAAUAAAUAGGAAAUAAGUUCAUGAGUUAUUCCGGUUUAUGCAUAAUCUUGGAAAGUGUUUUAUUUUCUCUUUAUACUGGUAUAAUAAUAUUAAUAGUAAUAAUGAUGGCACGAUCAAUAUUAUCAUAACAUAUUUCAUCCGUACAUACCUAUAGGAUUACGAAUUUAUCAUUUCAGAUUAAACAUUUAUAUAUUUUAAUUUCAAUUCCAGUACUAUUGAUUUUGCCAACCACGGAUGUCUAAACUAAAUGGGGGAUGUCGUCUAAUUAGAUAUUUCAAACACAAGUUAAUGCCUCUGGUAGUUUGCAUAAACCAUUUUCAGUAAACUUCCAUAUUCUUACUAAGUCUUAUGACUGGAAUAUCUAAUAACUGAGUGAUAUGUAAUGUUAGGUAUUGGUACACUAUUCUUAAUUAUAAGUGAACCUAAAUUUUUUGACUAAGGGAUUUUGUUGUGUUCACCAUUCUGAUUACAUCCUACCUAAGUGCGUCAUCUAAAUGAUUUAUAUCCGAAAAUCAUGUUACAUGGAAAGCAAUAUUCCGAGAUGAAAAAAGUGACGAAAUACCGGUUUUCAAAUUAAUAAUCCAUUAUUUCCUCGUGGAAAUUAAUAUUCAUACCUAUUGUUAGUCUUUGCUUGUUUACAACCAAUCAAAUCGUGCCACCACUUAGGAAUAUUGAGUUAUAGAUUAAAGUUUCGUUGUUGAUUGUGUUUCGACCUUCAGAUAGAAGAUAGAAAAGCUAGACCACAAAUGAAAUUUAAAAUGUGCUGAAUACAUAGUCGUUCUAUUAUGGAACUCAUCUUUCGAAAUUCAUUUUCACUAUGUUAACUGCCUAAAUUUAAUAGUGCUUAUUAUAAUCUAAUGUAUUUUAGUGAGUAUAUAUAUAUCCAUGGAAUAUUUUUGUACUCCUAACGGUUACUUUAUCUUUCUUAGAGUUGUCGUAGUAUAUGAUUACUAUUAUCAUUGACACAUUGUAUGUAUUCCGUUAAUUUAUUUUGAUUUGCACCACUUUACAAAAGAAAGAAAAAAGUAUUCCAAUAUGAUGAAUUCACCGACAAGUUUCAUAAUAAAAUUAUAACAUAUAGUUCUAUCAACUAUGCAUUUAUAUCAUUGAUUUUCUGAAACUGUUAUAAUAACUUAGAGAUUAUGAUUAAUAUUUGAUGAACUACUAAAUAGUUAAGAGUUCAUUAUGUAAAUGAUUUAAAUUUUAUAUAAAAUACUCACAAUUUAAAUAAAAUAAGUUGGAUUUUCUUCUCUCAAGAGUAUCCAGUCAUUUUAUAUACUUUUCAUAUUUACAUAUGUGUUCAUCCAACACUAAUCAAGGUCAUCUACAUUUUAAUAAUGUGACCAAAUAAAAAAAUAUCUAACCAAUGAUAAUCAACUUAUAAAAUCAAUACAAUAGGUCAUUAGGUCGUUCGUAUUUCAAAUAGUUGACAAAGUAAAAAUAUCAUUCAAAAUUAUAAUACAUGUUUUUUUUUUUGAGAACAUCAUACGAAAACAAUAGUAAUAUUGAUAAUCGAGAUCAUGAGUCAAUUAAAGCUAGAACACUAUGGAAAAUCCAGAAGCACUGGAUGGCCGUUUCGUCUUACUGUGUAACUCCUCAGCGGUGCGCAUCCACGAUCCCACUUUGUAAGAUUCUAGCCCAGGACCUAUCAGUCUCGCGCGUUAGCGCUUAACCAUUAGACCACUGAGCUGACCGACAUCCAACGGUGUUAAUGUCUAACUUCAACUAAUCCACGAAAUUGAGCGACACAUCCACCAUUGUCUUCAUUGAGUUGAUAUCUCACAACAGACCCGAUUGAACUCCACUGUUCACUUCUUCUCAAUAGAACUCCAUGAAAUACCUUUUGAAGAUCGUCAUUAGUGAGCAUAUGUGCUUCCAGGUUUUCCAUAGUGGUCUAGCUUCAAUUGACUCACGAUCUCAACUAUUAAAAUUACUAUAAUAUCCACAAAACUCCUGAUAACAACCGUAAUAGUUUAAACAGAGCAAGAACAACAAGGUUUUGUUUUUGCAGAAUAAAAUGAGUUGUUUCACAGUUUCUUAUCAAAUGCAUACAACCCUAAAUUUACAAUUACUAAUAAUAAAUUUAAUUAUAAACAAUUGUUUAGCAUACUUUAGUUUGUGAAGUUUAGAUAAAUGUUCACAGAGUAACCAAAAGUUAUAUUUUGGGAAGUAGUAAUUCAGAAUGGAACAGGUGUUAUAAUUACCAGUGAUCAUAAAAGAGCUUAUGUAAGGGUAAUGAGACUAAUAAGUGAUUAGGUAAUCAUUGAAUAUGAUGAAAGAAACAAAUAUAUGAACAUCAUUAAGAUUAUGUAUGAGAUGAAUAUCGGGAGACGAAGCAAAGAUAUAAGGUUAAAAGUUGAAAUUAAUAAACGUUAUUCGAUGAACUCCCAAUCAUCAUACCAGAGAAUAGUUAACUGCAAUUUUUGUCACUAUAUAUAGAUCAGGUCGAGGACGUUAAUAGCUAUCGAGUGAUAAUGAUUAUUGAAAAAAACAAUAGUAAAGUAAUCAUAAUAAUGGUGAUAAUAGUUGAAGUAUGUAUGAGAAAAAGAGUGACUAAAUUAAUAAGAGGUUAUACAUUCCGUUGAAUGAUGUCAAAAUUAUUAGGCUCAUUGUAAUCAACGUAAAUCAUGAAUGAAGAUUUGACUAAAACAAGUGGUAUCAUGAUAACCACAAAAAGUGUGUUCGAACAAACAAAGCAAACAGUAACUUUUAAAAAGGCGGAAAGGGACAAGGAAGGGAAUUUUAGUGGCGAAGCUGUCACAUUCUCAGUGCCAAGUGAUCCACAAGUUCUUCGUGUAUGUAUAGACGGACUGAAGCGAAAAACAACGUUUGUUUCUAUCAAUCAAGAUCGAGUCCAUCUGUAUAUGUUCAGAGAUUCUCUUUGAUGUUAUCUUCGUUCUUCCAACGUACGUGUAAAUAGGAAGAUAUGAUUUCAGAUAACUAAAAGAAGCCUUUUAGUUGUAUUUGUGAUUAUCAGGUUGAUAUAUCUCAGUUCAGUGUUGGUCAUUAGCCGACGAUUUUAAACAUACUAGUGAAAUCUUUGAAUGAAAGUUUGACAAAUGUUUUCAUUUUACGAACAAUGGUUUCCUACUGCAUCAUUUGUCGACUUAUAACUCUGAUUUAUGAACUGCAUGGGAUAAUCAUUUUCGAUAAAGUUCUUCCGGAUGAAUCGCACUUUGUUGUUUUGGGGAUCUUCGCAACAUAAUCUGGUUACCGUUCAGAAUAUUCUGAUAAGUAUCCUUUCAUAUGCAUUUCAAUAAAAGCUGCUGGUUUAUGAAUAUUACCUUGUACAGAAAGUAGUACAUUAGGUGAUUAAGUCUGAGGAAUUAAUUGUAAUUCGUGUUCGACGCUCGAACGUCAAUUUUAGAUUUAACUUAGCCAGAUUUAAACGUCUAAAUACAUCAUUAUGAUCAAGUUUAUUGCAUAGGAUGAAAGUAACAUUAACAUAUUUCAAAUACGAAGAUAUUUGCGUCUUGAAUCCUUUACAUUUCUAGUUGUACAAUAAAUACAACGACAUAUAAAGUGACCCAAUGAACUCAUCAUCUCAGUACCUGUUUAUCUAUAAUUUCCAUUAAAGUGAAACUGAACAUUUUUCUAAGUGGAGAAACAAUAAUUAUUUUACUCUAUAUUCAAACAAUUUAAUCUUAUUAGUGCACUUUAAUAUAAUGUCAGCAGUCUAUUUUUCUUGUUUACUUCGGUGAUGUAUUGUCAUUUACUACUCUUACAAAGUAUCUCUAAAAACUCGUUUUAUUUUUCAUUUUUUAACAACGUAUCAUAUGUUAAUUAGGGUUUAAAUAUUUAGCAUAUGUAAAUAUUCUGUCAUACAAUUAUUGGAGAAUAUUACUGAAAUAUAUAUGCAAUCUACAAAAUUAUAAUUCCGAAGUAACUAACGUUGUAAAUACGAAUCACCAUGUAAACUUGAAGCUGUUCUUGUAUGUAUGUGUUAAGCGAAAAUUAAUGGAUAUUUGAUAAUAGAAUCCGAAUUUUCUUACUAGAUUUUUCCUUUAUUAAAUAGGAAUUUUAAUAAAAAAGAAUAGGAUUUGAACUGAUCAGACGUUGAUACAAGUGGGAAAUUUGUUUUCCAGUUAUUAUAUUUGAAUAAUAUUCCUAUAAAAGUUAGGUCUUUAUAUAUUUCAGAUUUGACACAUUCAAAAAAGAAAAGAAAACGAAAGAACAGAAGUCCUACGGAUAGUUCUAAUAGCACUACUUCUAGUUCUAAUCCUUUAAAACAAAAACCAAAAUCGUUAAUUAAAGAAGAAGUGAUCACAUCAUUUACUGGCGAUCCGGUUGUUUAUCCUCCAUGUGUACGUCUAAUGGUACUAGCAUCACAAUAUGCUCAAACAGGACAACUUUUUAUCAUUACAAGUCAAGAGUCAACAGAAGGCAAGGGUUGUAUUGGAAAAUCGUCUCAUUUAUGUCCAUAUGCACAUCUAACAAAUGACCCAGAGAUAAGCGAGGUAAGUAAAAUAAUUAUUCAUAAAAAAUAAUCCAUACACUAUGAUAAAAAAAACUGUAGCAUUACAUAAAAUUAUAUCUAUAUACAUUCCUACAUCUGUACCAGUUGAACUACGGAAAACGUGGAUGAUGACAUUUGUGGCGAUGAUCUGUCUGAUGUGAUUGGAUGUGAUGACUUGUGUUUGGUGUGUGAGGUGGAUCAUUGUGUUAUUGUCCGUAUAGUGUUGUUGGGUAUGUAGCGGUGGCUGGCACUUGUUGCUUACUGAGAGAAGUGUUGUUCACGGAGAUG